Messenger RNA from Hibiscus syriacus, 2727 nucleotides. RefSeq lists its product as uncharacterized. The transcript has 5 exons. Lineage: Eukaryota; Viridiplantae; Streptophyta; Magnoliopsida; Malvales; Malvaceae. The record is from RefSeq and is a predicted model, not a curated record. The coding region runs from base 245 to 2500 and encodes 751 amino acids.
UAAAUUUCGUGUUUCCUUUAUGAUAACCUUGUGUUCUAACUCAUCGUUAGUUGGAAAAUUCGUUCUUUCGGGUUUAUUUUUAGCUUUUCACGUUUUGCGCUUUGAUUAUGGGGCAUUUACUUGUAGUCUCUUUCUUUUAAAAAUUCAAUUUGCUUAUUUAAAAUGGUAAUGUUGAAUUUGAUAUGAAUUUUGAAGGUAGUUUUUUUUAAUUAAGUUGACUUAUUAGUGAAUUGAAGAGGUCUUUAUGAUGAUUAGUAUAGGCUCUGAAUUGGAGCCAAAAAACGAGUCUAAUACAAUGAUGGAAAUGGUUUCAAAUGGUAAUGGAAAUGGAAGCUUGUCCCAAGAUUCGAAAGAUAAGUUUAUGCAUUCUGUGAGCAAUUGUGAGGACCACAACUUUGGUGAGGGAACUCUUAAUGGUGUAGGAGAAGGAACGAUACCCAAAGGAACCGAGGACAUGGAGAUUAACAUAACUGAAUGUACAAACUCUGACAUGAAUAGCUUGGCUAAUGCUGAAUGUCAGGAUACCACUGAGAAUUCGAGUUCUUUUGGUGGCACGGUAUCUGGGGCCGAGAAUGACUCGGCAAUAAGUGACGUUGAAGUUGAUUCGGCAUUAUGCAGUGAGAAUCCAUUGGGAUCAAUGUUUGAUGGGUUGUUCCUAUUAAGGAAGAGAAAGUUGACAGAUCAUUGGAGGAGGUUUAUUCGUCCCAUUAUGUGGCGGUGUAAAUGGUUAGAAUUGCAACUUAAGGAAUUUAGAUCUCAGACAUUGAAGUAUGAUCAACAACUUGCAGAGUAUGAUCAGAGAAAGAAAUUUGAAUAUGAAAAACUCACAUUUGAGGGGCUUAAUGUGAAGUCGCAACCUUUUCAAAUUCAAAGAAAGAAAAUAAUGAGUAGGAGGAAAAGGAAGCGAGUUGAAGAUACUGCUGAUUUAGCAUCUUAUAUGUCAAACCAUAACCUUUUCUCAUAUUAUGACAGUAAGAAAUUUGUUGUUGCUACUUCUGCUCAUGUUGGUGAUAAUGGUAAGUUAGGAAACAAAACGGUCAAUAGCAAUGAAGACAUUGUAAUUAGUGAUGGAUUGUCAGGUCUUGAAUUCAGAGACAGUGAUAUUUGGUUAGAAAAUAUCCUUGGAAAGAUUGAUCUGAUUCAAUCUCAAGUUCACACGUUAAAGACCCGAGUUGACAGUGUGGUUAAUGGAAGUCCUCAAAAGUUCUCUUCCAUUAAUGUAUUGAGUUCAGUUAUGCCAUGCAACACUUUAUCUGGUUCUAGAAGUCGCUCUUCUCCUGCUGGGAGUGGAGAGCGAAUCCCAGUUACAUCUCAGGGGGGUAACAUGGGAGAUCUAUUUAUGCCUGGAAGUAGUGCAGUUUCAAAUCAUGGAGAGGUUGCACCUUUUCCUGAUGUGAUUGAGGGAACUGCUCAGAAUCUUGCUGCAGUUUCUUAUGACAACACUGAGGAUGAAAUUUUGAUACAUAACCAGGCUGCCAAGGAAGAGUUGUAUAAUUUUCAAAGUGGUUUAACAAAACCGACAGAGGAGCUUCCGCCGCCAACCAAAAAGCCUACUGUUGUUGCUCCUGGAGAUGACCUCCUUGCCAACCCUUCUGUUCAACCAGAUGUGAAGGUAUCUUUGACGUCUGAGUCCGAGAUCAAUAAUAACAGAAGGAAUAUGGAGAAACGAGAAUCAGGCACUGAGGAUCCACCGAUGCCAACCGAAAAGCCUACUGUUCUUGCUCCUGGAGAUGACCUUCUUGCCAAUCCUUCUGCUCAACCAGAUGUGAAACUAUCUUUGACGUCUGAGUCUGUGAUCAGUAAUAACAGAAGGAAUAUGGAGAAACGAAAAUCAGGCACUGAGGAUCCGCCGAUGCCAACUGAAAAGCCUGCUGUUCUUGCUCCGGGAGAUGACCUAUCUGCGAACCCUUCUGUUCAACCGGAUGAGAAGGUAUCUUUGACGUCAGAGUCCAAGAUCCCUAAUAACAAAAGUAAAAUGGGGAAACGAAAAUCAGUCACAAAUGAGCCACUGAUGCCUACUGAAAAACCUACUGUUAUUGCUCUAGGAGAUGACCUCCCUGCAAACCCUUCUGUUCAACCAGAUGUGAAGGUACCUUCAAUGUCCGGAUCCAAGAUCCCUAAAAACAAAAGGAAGAUGGGGAGACGAAAAUCAGGCACCGAGGAGCCACUGAUGCCAACUGAAAAGCCUACUCUUCUUGCUCCUGGACAUGACCUCCCAGCAAACCCUUCUGUUCAACCAGAUAUGAAGCUUUCUUCUCUGUCCAAAUCCAAGGUCCCUAAUAACAAAAGGAAGUGGAGGAAACAAAAGUCAGGCACCAAAAAGCCGCCAAUGCCUACCAAAAAGCCUACUGUUCUUGCUCCUGUAGAUGACCUCACUGCAAACCCUUCUGUUCAACCAGACGCAGAUGUAUCUUCGUCAUCCAAGGUCCCUGAUUACAAAAGGAAGAGGGGGAAACGAAAAUCAGGCACUGGCUGGUGGAGCCGGAAAUCCUCGGGAUAACUAAAUCUUAAGUUGGAAUAUUGUAUCCGUACAUGUUCAAAGCAAACUUCUGGAAGAGCAUUGUUAGACUUCUCCAGCCCUAGUUUCAUCUCUAUGUACAUGCUUGGUGUCCGUUCUCUUAUCUUCUUCUUUCAUAUUUCAAGGGCAGUCCAUACGUGCCCUUACCAUCUUGAUCGGAUUCAAAGUUUGACAUUCUGUAUGGUGGAUAUCAGUUUCUUUAUGGGUCA